AUGGAGUUUAAGACCAUAGGAAAUCUUGAUAUACCAUUGCUCGUCCUGGGUGUGUAUGAGCAGCCAAGUGUUGCAGAACUUCCCUCAUUCACCACUUCACACUUGCGUCCAAUACAUCGAUCUUCAACCGUCGCAGAUUCUGCAUUAAAUAUUCCUCCAUUACCAAUUUUAUCUGUUUCACCACCACCAAAUCCCAACGUUCCAUCACAACAGCAACAACAACAAUCAUUCUCUGCAACAGAAUCAAUUAUUGUAGCUCUUGGAGUUUUGGUUGGUGCUGCUGCAUCGCAAUUAACUCCUAUGCAACAUUCUUCACCGAAUAAUCUAACAGUACAACGUGUUUCUACAAGAAAUUCUUCAUCAUGCUUAACUUCUUCGAAUCAAACUCGUGGAGAAGAUCGCGAUGACAAUGAGCAUCAAGAUCCAAUAAUAAUCAACCGUGCAGCAUUGUGUGGUCGUUUUAACCGACAGCCGCAACAAUGUCAUCCACUAACAAGAUACGACGAUCUCUCUGCUUGUGACAUGCUUCCACUGAUACAUCAUCGAGACCGACAUAAUCAAACGCCCAUUCAGUCACAACAAGCUCAAUUGCAUCAUCAUCACAAAUUUUUAACCCAUCGGCUCAACUCAAUUUAUCAUUUCAGCAAGGUAAGUUAUUAGACUUUUAAUUUAUUAUGUUACCCUAGUGAAUGUACUUGAGUCAAGUACUUGGGUUAAGUAAUGAGGACCGUACUUAGGAACUUUUCCAAGUAAAUUUACUUGUCAAAUA
This is a messenger RNA of Didymodactylos carnosus, 769 nucleotides long. The record is from the annotation of a GenBank genome assembly. Lineage: Eukaryota; Metazoa; Rotifera; Eurotatoria; Philodinida; Philodinidae.